AUGUCGACGAUUGCGGUUAGUCUAAACAGAAUUGAUCGUUGUCAACGUCUUACAGAUAUCCCAUCCCAGAGAUCAGCAACUCGCCAGUCUUCUGUGGACGAAGUGCUAUCACCCUUCCAGGCAAACGAGCAGAAUGUUCUUCAAAGUGCCCUCGGUGCAGCUGAGACACUGCCGACUCGUCCAACCCGACCCGAUGACAUAGCCCACGUUGACGGACUACUCGAUGCCGGUCAGAUGCCCACUCGCCCCACAAUCUCUCACCACUUCCCUUCUGGAGCGUCCAACACCUCCCAGCAACAGCCUUUACCUUUGAUCCCCUCAGAUGAAGAUUGGAACCUGGAAGGACUAUGCCUUACGAAUGUCGAGGUGCAGAAUCUAUUCACCGAACCAUCAGCAUGCUACUUCAAGGAUUCUCCGCUUCUAUUCUGGGUCAUCAUAGCCAUCGCUUCUCGACGUUACAGUCGAGACUUGACUUUGCUCACAGCUUUGUCAUCAUCUGUACCACGACUGAUGUGGUCAACGAUACAGUCGGUCUCUCAGAACUAUCAUGACGUGAAAGCUCUCUGCCUGUUAUGCACGUGGCCAUUUCCACUGAGUAGUUCGUCACGAGAUGCCACGUUCAUGCUUGGCGGGACAAUGUUGCAUCUUGCGAUGCAGAUUGGGCUCCAUGUUCCUGGUCAAGCCCAGGACUUCUCCCAGUUUAGAUUAAGUCCUUCGCCAGAGGAGGUACAGGAUCGAACAAUCACGUGGACUGCUGUCACAGUAGUUUCUCAGACUUUGUCAACGAGUUACGGACAACCUUCAAUCACACCGUCUGCGAUUCAAGCCCACCCUUGUCAUCUAAAGGAAGAUGGACCUCUAAACGGCCUAACCAACCGCCUAUGUAUCGAGCAUCUCUGUCAUCGUGUUACCAACAGUCUUCAGUAUAUGUCGCAAGUCGAAGCCGUGCAACGUGCAACUCCUCAGGGAGAAGCAUUUGACUCGUUGAAGCAAGACAUGACACGUUUGGAGUCGACAUUGAGCAAUUCAACACAACUGGGAACCAUAGACAUCAACCAGGUUUAUUUUUUGUGUGCCAAGCUGCAUUUACAUCUCUUCAGCUUGUUUGAUUCUCCUGCAAGGUCAGACUACGUCUACAACUUGAAGGGGCUAUACGGAGUUUGUGCGAGACUUAUUACUCUCGUUUCAAACUCUGAAGCGGUGACGAAGUACUGUCCCAAAUAUAUAUUUUGGAUGAUCAUUGCUGCAGCCUUUACCAUUCGCAAGCUCCUCUCGAGUGAUUUUACAGAUUAUCUAGACCUUGCAGCAACCAAGCAGGUUUUCAAUACAGCAGUCCACACGAUCCGCGAGAUCAGCGUUUCAAACAACGAUCUUGCUGGUCGUUUGGCUGAAGUUCUGGUUCAACUAAGAGCUAGAGCGUAUAGCCAGACAUUGAAAUCAUGGACCUCAGACUCAACCAGCAAGGGAAGACGAGGUCUUGAUCUUAAAGUCCGAAGCCGGCUGAGUGUGAGCAUAACUUAUGACUCGUUGUGGGAAUGGAGAAAUGGCUUCUUAAUAUCUGAUACCAAAGAUUCUGAACCGAAUACCCCUCAAUUCAGAUCGCCCUCCAAUGGAAGAGACGCAGCUGCUCACUUUCGUGGUAACACUAUAUCAGCUGUCGCAACUCCUCAAAACUUUGAACUCAACGACUUGAUAUUUGAUGACUUAUACCCCAUGAAUUAUACCAUAGAAGGCGCAGGGGUGACUGACUUGGGGGUCAAUGGAUACCAGUAA
Molecule: messenger RNA, 1773 nt
Organism: Mollisia scopiformis
Lineage: Eukaryota; Fungi; Ascomycota; Leotiomycetes; Helotiales; Mollisiaceae
Exons: 6
Coding region: 1-1773 (590 amino acids)
Biological process (GO): regulation of DNA-templated transcription
Cellular component (GO): nucleus
Molecular function (GO): DNA-binding transcription factor activity, RNA polymerase II-specific; transcription cis-regulatory region binding
Source: RefSeq, a predicted model, not a curated record